AUGGCUCCCAUCCACUCUCCACCGCCGACACAGUUUGCGAAGCUCUCCUUCCCUGCUCCGGGUGUGGUGGUCGUCACGUUGUCACGACCUGAGAAGCUAAACUGCAUGUCUGCCGCAGAUGUCGUCGAAUUAACCAAGGUCUUCCGCUGGCUUGACGAUGAGCCUUCUCUUCUGGUGGCUGUACUUACUGGUGCUGGUGAGAAGGCGUUUUCUACCGGAGCAGACUUGAAGGAAUGGCAAGAGAAAGCAUCUGCCAGAGGUGCAAACCCCGGUGCAGGUCCCGGCGACGUACCUGGAGCAGUUCCGCUGUCCAACCGUGUUGGGAAAAAGCCAGUGAUCGCUGCCGUUAAUGGCAUGGCCCUAGGAGGGGGCUGCGAAAUGGUUGUGAACUGCGACCUAGUCAUUGCCGCCAAUACAGCUACGUUUGGCUUGGUGGAGGUCAAGCGAGGUGUUGCACCAUAUGCUGGUGUUCUUCCUCGGUUGAUCAGAACGCUGGGCCUCCAGCGGGCAAGCGAAAUGGCCUUGACGGGGAAUUACUUGACUGCUCAGAAAGCGAUGGAGUGGGGUUUGGUCAACAAGGUGGUUCCGCAACAAGAUGUGGUGAAGGAGGCGGUAAAAUAUGCGAAGGUCAUCGCGGAAAAUAGCCCUGACUCGGUUAUUUGUACAAGAGCUGGGCUGAGGCAGGGGUGGGAGACUGCAAGUGUCGUGGAAGCAACUGCUAUAACAAGAGGAAAAGAAUGGGCUGAAUUGCAGAAAGGUGAUAAUAUCCUCGAGGGCCUGAGGGCGUUCAAAGAGAAAAGGCCACCUGUGUGGUCACCCUCCAAGUUAUGA
Cladophialophora psammophila CBS 110553 is the source of this 831-nucleotide messenger RNA. Its product is annotated as transcriptional adapter 2-alpha. The coding region runs from base 1 to 831 and encodes 276 amino acids. Lineage: Eukaryota; Fungi; Ascomycota; Eurotiomycetes; Chaetothyriales; Herpotrichiellaceae. Gene Ontology annotation, biological process: fatty acid beta-oxidation. The record is from RefSeq and is a predicted model, not a curated record. Gene Ontology annotation, molecular function: enoyl-CoA hydratase activity. Gene Ontology annotation, cellular component: mitochondrion. The transcript has a single exon.